Messenger RNA from Anolis carolinensis (green anole), 3421 nucleotides. It is a transcript of the gene fos, whose product is annotated as Fos proto-oncogene, AP-1 transcription factor subunit. Gene Ontology annotation, molecular function: DNA-binding transcription factor activity, RNA polymerase II-specific; RNA polymerase II cis-regulatory region sequence-specific DNA binding. NCBI's taxonomy places the organism in Eukaryota, Metazoa, Chordata, Lepidosauria, Squamata, Anolidae. Gene Ontology annotation, biological process: regulation of transcription by RNA polymerase II. Gene Ontology annotation, cellular component: nucleus. The transcript is spliced from 4 exons. The coding region runs from base 355 to 1572 and encodes 405 amino acids. The record is from RefSeq and is a predicted model, not a curated record.
UCCACACCGUCACCGCCGCGCUGUAGCCAGGGAUUGCAGCCCCGGUGAGCGACGAGCCCGCUUUUGUAACGCAUUUCGGGGCGUCGCGGACUCGCCCCCCUCCCUCCGCCUCCCCCCGCCUAGGUGGAGCCUUCCGAUCGUGACGUCCGUUCAUUCAGAAGUCCCACCGCAAGAGGAUAAAAGGCGGAGGUGCCGCUCUCUUUACUCCAGAAGCAGAACUAGGCAGUGAGCGGAGCAGCAGACGGGCUUCGGGAAGUCGCCCCGCUCGCUCGCUUUCCGGCUCCGAGAGAGACGCUUCUUUCGGGAGAGAUCCUUCAAACGACACGCGUUUGUGUCAGUCCCGGGUGAUCCGAGAUGAUGUACCAGGGGUUCGCCGCCGACUACGACGCCGCUUCCUCCCGCUGCAGCAGCGCUUCUCCGGCGGGGGAUAGCCUCACCUACUACCCGUCCCCGGCGGACUCUUUCUCCAGCAUGGGAUCGCCUGUCAACGGGCAGGACUUCUGCGCCGACCUCUCCGCCUCCAGCGCCGGCUUCGUGCCCACGGUGACGGCCAUCUCCACCAGCCCCGACCUGCAAUGGAUGGUCCAGCCCACCCUCAUCUCCUCGGUGGCGCCUUCCCAGAACCGCAGCCACCCUUACGGCCUGCCCGCCCCACAGACGGGAGCCUUCGCCAGGACAGGGCUCGUCAAGACUGCCAACAGAGGGCCCAGCAUCGGGCGCAGGGGCAAAGUCGAGCAGCUGACGCCAGAAGAGGAAGAAAAGCGGCGAAUCCGGCGCGAGAGGAACAAGAUGGCAGCCGCUAAAUGCCGCAACCGAAGGCGGGAGCUGACGGACACCUUGCAAUCGGAGACCGACCUGCUGGAGGAGGAGAAGGCCUCCCUCCAGACCGAGAUCGCCAACCUGCUGAAGGAGAAGGAGAAGCUGGAGUUCAUCCUGGCCGCCCACCGCCCGGCCUGCAAGGUCCCCGAAGAGCUCCGCUUCCCCGAGGAGCUGGCUGUCCCCUCUGUGUCCGCGCUGGAGCUGCUGGCCGGGGGAGGGGGCCAGUGCCAAUCCGUGGCCUCUUCGCCCCAGGAAAUGGAGGAGGAGGAAGACGAGGAUGAUGAGGAGGAAGCCUUCGCUUUGCCGCUUUUGCCAGAGGCCCCCCGAGCCGAGCCCGCCAAGGAGAGCAGCAACAAUAGCAAUAGCAACAACAACAGCAGCCACUUGCUGGAGCUGAAGUCGGAGCCCUUCGACGACUUCUUCGCCCGCUCGUCCUCCUCGCGCUCGGUGCCGGACGUGGACCUGUCGGGCUCGUCGUCCUCCUUCUACGCGGCGGACUGGGAGCCCCUGGGGGCUGGGGCCCACGCGGCGGGGGUCGGGCCCACGCCGGAGAUGAUGCUGGAGCCGCUCUGCACGCCGGUGGUGGCCUGCACGCCCUGCGCCUCCUACUCCUCCUCCUUCAUCUUCACCUACCCCGAGGCCGAGCCCUUGCCCUUGCCCACCUGCGCCGCCGCCCACCGCAAGGGCAGCAGCAGCAACGAGCCCAACUCGUCCUCCGACUCGCUCAGCUCGCCCACCCUGCUGGCCUUGUGAGCCAGAGACAGAAAGAAAGGGAGAGAACCGUGCCCGGUGCUUCUCCUCCUCGCCCUCUGUCGAAGCCUCCUUCCCACUCCCACCCGCGGCCUGGGAAGCCAAGGAGAGUUUGGGCCCCCUUGGAGAGAGGGCCAGGGGCUCGCCAGGAGUGGGAGCCCCGACUUCUUCCGGAGAUGUAGCAAAAACCGCAUGGAAUAUACUGAUUAUUACACGUCUCGUCCUUCCUCAACCCCUGUCCUCCAUGAGAUCUCUUGUUGGUUUUUUUUUGGUAGCAUGUUCAACAUGGAGUAAAUAGCAUAGGCAUGGACAAACUUGGGCCCUCAAGGUGUUUUGGACUCCAACUCCCACCAUUCCUAACAGCCUCAGGCCCCUUCCUUUUCCCCCUCAGCCGCUUAAGCGGCUGAGGGGGAAAAGGAAAGGGCCUGAGGCUGUUAGGAAUGGUGGGAGUUGGAGUCCAAAACAUCAGGAGGGCCCAAGUUUGCCCGUGCCUAGAAUAGUCCGACCUGGUCUGUCUCUCACUGAAAAGCCAACACAGGUUUUUUUUUAAGGCUGAUGUGCUUUGGCUCCAUCGCGAGGCAACAGGGACCACCCAGGGCCCAUCCACGCUGACCCUUGAAUGCAGUUCACUUCCCACUGGUGCCCUUCAUGUGCAUCUCUGCUCUGUGGUUUGUCUCCUCACCCCCUGAGCCUCAUUCCUAUGUCAUCAUAUGAAUCCCGUGGGUGGCACAAUGGAUUAAACCCUUGUGCCAGCAGGACUGCUGACCGAAAGGUCGGCCAGUUAGAAUCCAGGGAGCGGAGUGAGCCGAUGCUCUAGCUCCCCAUACAGGGACAUGAAAGAAACCUACAAGGAUGGUAAAACAUCAAAACAUCUGGACAUCCCCUGGGCAACAGCCAAUUCUCACACACCAGAAGUGACUUGCAGUUUCUCAGUGGGUUAAACCUUUGUGCUGGCUGGACUGCUGACCGAAAGGUUGCCUGUUCGAAUCUGCGAGAUGGGGUGAGCUUCUAUCUGUUAGCUCUAGCUUGUGGGGACAUGAGAGAAGCCUCCCAGGUAACACAUCCAGGAAUCCCCCUGGGCAACGUUUCUGUAGAUGACCAAUUGUCUCACACCAGAAGCAACUUGCAGUAUGUUCUCAAGUCGCUUCUGACACAAUUAAAAACAGCCUUUCUUUCUCCAAGCUAAACAGGCCCAGCGCCCACAGCCAGUCCUCAUAGGGCUUGGCUUCCAGACCAUUGCUCAUUUGGGUGGCAAAUCUCUGAACAGCAAAACCACUUUCUUCAAUAUUGUUUUGAAACUGCAUUAAAUGGUCAAUGUAGGUGAGGGCCAUGUGACUCCCUCCCCUCUUCACUAGCAUUAACGAAUUAAUCUGUUGGUUUAAUGAUUGGAAUUAUUUUUAAUAUGGUGCUGGGUAUCCCUCACAACUUGUUAUCUAGUGCAGCUGAUUUAACAAUAACUACUGUGUUCCUGGCAAUAUCGUGUUUUUGAUGACUUAGCAAUGACCCGACUUUAACUGCGGGGGAAUAAAAAUAAAAGAGAGACUAUUUUUAUUUUCUAGUAGAUCAAUAAAUAGCUAUGUUGUCUAUGUACAAUAGUUCUCCUUGUAUAUCAACGUUCAUUGUAACUUUAACUGAUCAUACAUUGUUGAAGUGGUCCGAAUGGUUUUGACAUAAGUUUUCCAUGAAAACGUUUAUUGUGCUUUUAAUUUAUUUAUGGAUAUUUAUUUAUUUUGGUUUUUUUUCUACCUGGAGGUAUUGACAUGUGGAUAGUGAAUUUGGAUAAAAUUUAAGCAUUGUUCGCUUACUGUUCAAGACACUGUCAAUAAAAGCAUUUUAAGUUGAAUGCUACAAA